Suncus etruscus (white-toothed pygmy shrew) is the source of this 2434-nucleotide messenger RNA. It is a transcript of the gene RO60, whose product is annotated as Ro60, Y RNA binding protein. Gene Ontology annotation, cellular component: ribonucleoprotein complex. The transcript has 8 exons. The record is from RefSeq and is a predicted model, not a curated record. NCBI's taxonomy places the organism in Eukaryota, Metazoa, Chordata, Mammalia, Eulipotyphla, Soricidae. Gene Ontology annotation, molecular function: RNA binding. Bases 43 to 1659 code for a protein of 538 amino acids.
CUAAUACCAGUCUGGUCCUUUGAGUGGUCUAAAAAAACAGAGAUGGAGGAGUCCACAAAUCAGAGUCAGCCGCUGAGUGAGAAGCAGGUGGCCAAUUCCGGGGAUGGCUUCGUCUGGCCAGUCACUGACUUGAACCGACUACGCCGCUUCUUAUGCUUUGGCUCUGAGGGUGGAACAUACUACAUCAAAGAGCAGAAGCUGGGCCUGGAAAACGCCAAGGCUUUAAUCCGACUAAUUGAGGAUGGCCGAGGCUGUGAUGUGAUCCAAGAAAUAAAGUCGUUCAGCCAAGAAGGACGAACCGCCAAGUAUGAGCCUAUGCUCUUCGCACUGGCCAUCUGUUCACAGUGCUCUGACAAGAGCACCAAGCAGGCUGCCUUCAAAGCUGUGCCUGAAGUGUGCCGCAUCCCUACGCACCUCUUCACUUUCGUUCAGUUCAAGAAAGACCUGAAGGAAAGCAUGAAAUGUGGCAUGUGGGGCCGCGCCCUCCGCAAGGCCAUAGCAGACUGGUACAAUGAGAAGGGCGGCAUGGCCCUGGCCCUGGCUGUCACCAAAUAUAAACAGAGGAAUGGCUGGUCUCACAAGGAUCUUUUACGCUUGUCACACCUUAAGCCUUCCAGUGAAGGACUUGCUAUCGUGACCAAAUACAUCACAAAAGGCUGGAAAGAGGUCCAUGAAUUGUAUAAAGAAAAAGCACUUUCUGUGGAGAAUGAAAAAUUAUUAAAGUAUUUGGAGGCUGUAGAAAAAGUGAAGCGAACAAAAGAUGAACUGGAAGUUAUCCACCUAAUAGAGGAGCAUGGAUUAGUAAGGGAACAUCUUCUAACAGAUCACCUCAAGUCUGAAGAGGUGUGGGAAGCUUUGCUAAAAGAAAUGCCUUUAACUGAUUUAUUAAGAAAUCUGGAGAAAAUGGCCGCCAAUUUUGUGCUCGAACCUGCAUAUCCAGAAGUAUCUUUAGUGUGUGAAAAACUGUGUAAUGAGAAACUGUUAAAAAAGGCUCGCAUACAUCCGUUUCAUAUUUUGAUUGCGUUAGAAACUUACAAUAAGGGUCGCAGCCUCCGAGGAAAACACAAGUGGCACCCAGAUAGAGAACUUCUAAAAGCACUGGAUGCUGCUUUUUACAAAUCAUUUAAGACUGUCGAGCCCACUGAGAAACGUUUCUUGCUUGCCGUUGAUGUCAGUGAAUCUAUGCACCAGAGAGUCUUGGGUAGUGUCCUCAAUGCCAGUGCCAUUGCUGCAUACAUGUGCAUGGUUGUCACACGAACAGAAAGAGAUUCUUGUAUAGUGGCUUUUUCAGAUGACAUGGUUCCUUGCCCUGUGACUGCAGAUAUGACUUUACUAGGGGUUUUACUGACUAUGGAUCAGAUUCCGGCAGGGGAAACUGAUUGCUCGCUUCCCAUGAUCUGGGCCCAGAAAACGAACACAGCUGCCGAUGUCUUCAUUAUAUUCACCGAUAAUGUGACUUCAGCUGGCAGUAUCCAUCCUGCUGUUGCACUGAAUGAGUAUCGGAAGAAAAUGAAUAUCCCAGCUAAGUUGAUUGUCUGUGGAAUGACUUCAGAUGGUUUCACCAUUGCAGACCCUGAUGACCGAGGCAUGCUGGAUAUAUGUGGCUUUGAUAUUGGCGCUCUGGAUGUCAUUCGAAAUUUCACACUAGAUGUGAUUUAACCACAAGCACCAACGGGAUCUAAGAGGUCCGUUGCCAUCAGUGAACGCUGUACACAUAUGCAGCUACUUCCCAGCUAAUCUUAAUUUAGUGAAAAAUUAUACAGUAUAUGUAUAGGUAGUGAGAAGUUUAACCUUACCAAAAAUGGCAGGGAUAGGGAGAAGAAAAUAAUCAGAUGAACCCAAAGUUCUUUCUACUAAAUAAGCUCUUGGGAAAUAGCUUCAAAGUAGUUCCCUGUCUCACAGAUUUUAUUGUGAAGACUCAAGUAGGCCAACAAUUUUGCUUUGGUGAAGCAUCAUAGUUACACUUAAAACACAUGAGGGCCAAUAGUGUAAGUGGCUUCAAUCAUGUCACUUCUUGAAACGUGCUUCCAACUUCUCUUCAGCGUUCUCCUUGGGAGAGGGCAGCUUUGAUAAGAUCCAACUCCUCUGCAGUGCACUGGACCAUGUAAUUGUGAUGGAAUUUGACUCAUAUGUAAACUUUUAUACUGAUGGUGGUGAGGGGAAAUUUCAAAGACUAAAUUAUGAAUGCGUUUUAGGAAUUUCUGUAAGACUUUUCUAAGAUGUCAUAAUAGCUUUCUUAUGCAGCAAAAAGGAUAUUUUGUUUCUGAUAUUUUACUUACACUCGUAGAAUCAUUACCGUUAAUCAAAAAACUAAUGGGCACCCGUACAGAGAUGCUAAAGUUUAUGGCGGAUGAGGAAGUUUGUUUUGAUGUGCUUUAUUGCUAUGAGUGAGGGAUGUGACUUACACUUUACAUUAAAUUUUUUAACAACAAAA